Molecule: messenger RNA, 906 nt
Organism: Nannizzia gypsea CBS 118893
Lineage: Eukaryota; Fungi; Ascomycota; Eurotiomycetes; Onygenales; Arthrodermataceae
Exons: 2
Coding region: 1-906 (301 amino acids)
Source: RefSeq, a predicted model, not a curated record
AUGCCGUACAUUAGAUUGGAGAAUAUGGUCCUUGAACGAGCUGAUGAGGGCUCGGGUGACUCUAUUGCUGCCUUCGAAAAUGGUCAAGCCAAUGGCUCUUCUGACGGCCAGACGCCACCUCGCAUUACAAUCUUAAUCACAACAGUAAUAGCUGUUAUUGUUGUUGGUGUAUCACUAUUUUGGUUUGUUAGAUGGCGAAGCAAGAAAUCCCGAUACCGUUCAACAUUUACACGGCGUCAAGCUUCAACCAGAACAGGAAAAUCGGAAGUAAGCCAGGCAGGAAAAGGAUCAAAAGCAGUUGCAAACCCAAAAGCCGGCUUGGACUGGAACCCGGAAUCAACAUUCGCAAAGCCGUCUGCGCCAAAACCAUACAUCAAACCAUACACACACUCACAGGGAAUGCUGUCAUCGUCAAGCAUACGGAAAUUCUGGCAUAACUCCAUGGCAGGAAGUCGACCUCCGAAGCUCCAUGUCAGGGCGAACCCCUCUGCGAGCACAGAGAAUGAACUGGAAGGACUAUCUACACACCACCGAGAGGACAGCGGCGGCAACCCUUUGCUCCGUGAAACCAUAACGGAAAUCGAUAAGCCGCCAAAAAUCUUCCCGAGAGUGCAGAGUACUCAGUCAUCGUCCAUUUUCCAUCUAGAUCGACAGUCUAUGGGGGAUAGACCAAUAUCAACUUCUACCUUUGACCGGAAUUCCCGCAGCAUACCCACCACACAAACAGGACCGAUGGUAUCAAAGUAUCCAUGGUCGGUAACAACGCAGCUUACCCCUAUCGAACCAUCAUACAACUCCAUGACAUUCUUCAACAACCGGGAGUCCUACGGUGACAGCGUCCGGGACAUCGAGACAGGUCCGACGACCACGGCAGGUCGGCCACGCUCGCACCCUUACAACAAGUAG